UGUGGUAACAUUUAUCGCACUCUUACUUAUCAAAAAAAAGAGUGAAUUAUAAUUCACUCUUUUUUACUCGCAGCUUGUCGCUCCGUGGAGGAUGAGGACUCUGGUUUGAAUCAACAGGGACAAACAAUAAACAGUAAAGAGCGUCGGUCCAGCUGCCUGAUCUCCUAUUUUCAUAUUUAGAGCCAAUUCAUCCGGACUGAGUCAAAAUGCAGCAGCCUGAAACCCAGCAGCCAACUCAGCAAACAGCGACAGAAAUACUGGAUCCAGCAGUUCAGUACAUGCGUCGGAGGAGAUCAGCUCUGUGGAUGACCGUAUCUCUGCUGCUUCUGGCUCUGGUGGUGCUGACUGUGGGUCUGAUCUCUGCCACUCGCACUGACAAUGUGCCUGUUGCUGGAUAUUACCCAGGCAUCACCCUGAGUUUUGGAGCAUUUCUGGGCAUUGUUGGCAUUCACCUGGUGGAAAACCGCAGACCCAUGCUCAUGGCAGCGAUCAUAUUCAUCAGUAUCGGAGUUAUUGCGUCUUUCUUCUGUGCCAUUGUGGACGGGAUCAUCGCAUCAGAGUUCAUUGACACAAGGCCCUUGCAAGAGGACAUGUGUGACUUCUACGCCAGUGGAUCGGGGUACGCCUACGACAGCUACUAUACUGAGGUGACGUGCCGUUCAUUCGACAAAGCGUGCAAGCUGAAACUGAGGAGCAACACCUGCUACUGCUGCUACCUGUACAACUGUGAGAGCUUAGAGUAUCACACGCAGUACUAUGAGUUCACCGGGGUCAGCAGCUGCUGGGAUGUGAUCCACCUGCACCGUCUGCUGUGGGCCUCAGUGGUGCUCAACGUGAUCGGCCUGUUCCUGGGAAUCAUCACUGCCGCCAUCCUCGGAGCGUACAAAGAUAUUCAGAAGCCGACUCCGCAGAUGGCUGCCAGCCCCACGCCGCCACCCCACAUCCUGUACAACCCCAACCAGCACAUGCUCACCUACGCUGGCUUCUGUCCUUCGGGACAGACUCUGCCCGCCUACCCCAACUAUCCAAUAUCCAUGCAGCACAACAACGGUUAUCAGCCACCUGCUACUCCCCAGAUGAUCCCUGAUGGAGGCCCUGCAUCCAACUCCUGCCUGUCUGAGGAGAACCAGAACCAGAACCAGCAGCCCUCUCAGGCUCCCACCCAGCCACAGCCUCAGGGAGCCACCCAGGAACCAGGGGGCUACAUGCUGACACCCAACGCUCCUGUCCUCUAUGGAUCUGCCUACAACCCCUUUGAGAAACCUCCACCUUACGCCUGCUGAGCCCUUAGAUAAACACAUGGAGAAAAAAUAUCUUGAUCUGGUCAGACUGAAUGUAGCACAAGACAUUUCAUAGGUGACGUUGUUGAUGGAAAACACUCAGUGAGCUUCUCGACUACUCUGUACUGAUGUAAAUGCUACGUUUCAUGUGGUCGCGCUGAAGAGAGACACAGAUUUAUAGCUAUGUAGUGUGAUUAUAUAGACAUGAUUAAGUUGUUUCAUGUGUAUUCAUUAAAAGAAAUGGUUUGGGAAAUACACGUAUUUGCUUUUUGUGCUGAGAGUUAGGUGAGAAGAUUGAUACCACUGUCAGUAUCUUUUGGCAAAUCUGAAGCUACAGCUAACAUCUGGCUAGCUUAGCUUAGCACAAGUUGAAAACAGGGGCAAACCGCUCGCCUGGCUGUGUACAAAGGACACAAAAUCCACCUACCUACCAGCCUCUCUAAAGCUCUCUAACUUACUGCCCAUCUCACUGUCAGCAAGAAAGCAUAUAAGUUGAUUUCCCAAAAAGUCAAACUUUUUCUUUAAGCCUAAAGCUGGCCUUCAGAUGCUUACAUAUUACAUAUGAAUACGUGUAUACAGUGCUACACUUGACUGUGAUCUGAUUGUGGUUCCUGUUAUAACUUAGUGUAGAUUGGAUUACAGGUCUUCCUGCGUAUUGUCUCACUAUACUAACUCCUGUUCAAGCAGUUAAAAAGGGCUUUCUUGAAAUGCGAACCGGAAAGUAAAUGACGCUGAUGUUGCUGUUAUUUAA
Messenger RNA from Dicentrarchus labrax (European seabass), 2031 nucleotides. Its product is annotated as transmembrane protein 255B. The transcript has 9 exons. The record is from RefSeq and is a predicted model, not a curated record. NCBI's taxonomy places the organism in Eukaryota, Metazoa, Chordata, Actinopteri, Moronidae. The coding region runs from base 207 to 1283 and encodes 358 amino acids.